CGUUCCUAUCGCCGCCGCCGCGGCCGUUGCCUCCUCCUGUUCAUAGCAGGACGACUCUUUCUCCCAUCGGUUCGAGCUAGCAGGAUUUACAGUCAGUCAACGAGCCAGUUUUCGUACGAGCGCCGUUCGGAGCACCGAGUGUAUGAGCACCCGGCAGUGUAUAAGAAAACUUAAAAAUUUGGUGUUACGGUCAGGGAACGUCAUAUUACGCAUUCUGAAUUUAGUCGUUACGCUCUUUGCUUAUACUCUACAUCAGUUAAUGACAACAAAAACUUAAUGUAUUAGAACCCGUUGAGUAACUAUCGGCGACUGCUGGUGCUCUAUAAUUAUGUCUUGCGGCAUUUGAGACGAAACUUUCUGCUCAGAGCGCUAGUAAGCGAGCGCUAAUAUAUGGAUUGCGUAAUAGAGAGCCUACGUAACUUCAAUUUGAUCGGAGGGAACAUAUUGAUUUAGUUACAUUAUUAAAUAUAGCUACUGCUGUCAAUCGCCGUAGCGCUAAAAGGAGCUUUUUAUGCAAAUGCAUCGAUCAUAGUAACUGCCCGGAAAAUGGCUGUAACAAUGGAGGAAAACACAAUGCCAAGGUCCAGUAAACAGUUCGACAAUUUGUUAUCGAAUCAUACGAAACAGUGCCGCUAUCUAUCGGUGCUUAGGGCCGAGUGACAACGACUCUAAUAACUCUAACGUUCGGAUUGAAGACUUCGACUCGGCCUGGCAACCUGUAUGGUCCAUACACAGAGUGAGUCCCGUGGGAGUACUUCGUAGAGUAAUUUUUCUAUGCUAAAUGAAUAGAAACUCUAGCAGAUUGCAAAACGACGCGGUCCUAGUAUAGAUUCAACUCAUAGUAGCUCAUGGAAUAAGUGCACGUGUCAUUACUAAAGAAAUAACAGUAGCAAACGCUUAUUGGAUAUACCGUAGUUAUCAUCAAGGUGGUCUGCUAAAGACGUUGUGCCAGUUUUCCAAGUGUUAGUGUGAUUGGACUUAGCAAUUGGGAGUCGGUGCAGUGAAAUGUAGCAAAUUGUUUGCCGCUAACAUAGAAUUCUAAUGUAGUAAUCACAUUGGAGACUGUCCUAUCGUUCUCAACCGAAAGCAUAACGGCAACCAUCGCAGCGACCCUAUUGGCAGAUUCAUGUUGAUCCCAUCUGAUUUGUGAUCACUAAGGGCCAACCGGAAGAGCCUGCGCAAGAGUAUCAUGAUGAUGAUGAUGAUGAUUAUAUGGCCUUCUUUAUUUAGCCUUAACACCACCCUUUACCUACGUUCUUGCCGCCGUCAGCGACCUAUAGCCGUUGCUGUUAUUGUGUAUUGAGUAGUAAGGAAAAUAGAGCAACAACAGUGCGCGAAUCCCUCCUUGAUCGUCACGAUAUCGGCCAUUAUCAUCGACAAUCUCUAUGGCUGCUCAUCAUCUAUCUAAUAAGAAUGAUACAGAAGCACUAAGAGGCUGGAUCAUGAAAGUCCUCUACGUCUGGUUAAUCCUUCUGCAGAUCCUGAUGCUCAAGUCAACUUUGAUUGAGGCGAAGCGAGGCAGACAUGCCACACAUCGUAAUCGACUUGCUCGAAUGCUGAUGUCUGGCGAAAGUGUGGACUCGAUCGAUGUUGACCAUAUCAACUUAUUCAAUGACUUCAGUAGUUUUCGCCAAAACGACCCCAAAGAGAAGCCGUCGAUAAAUCGUACCCUAACACCGGUUAAUAUUACGGGACAGCUCGGCGCAACCGUCUAUCUUCACUGCGUCGUGCAUCGUCGGGCGCAAAAAACGGUCACAUGGCUUAGGCGAUCGGACUACCACAUACUCACGGUGGGCCUGCACACGUACACAACCGAUAAUCGCUUUUCGGCCAGUUCGGCUCGAGUCCUGCGCGGAACGGUGCCCGGCUACGAAACCCUUGGCAUGCCAACGGCGACAUUGAACGCUGACGGCUUACAGCGGAGCCUGCCGGACGACCCGGAAGACUGGAUGUUGCAGAUACGCGGGGUGGCAAAGGCGGACGCCGGCGAAUACGAAUGCCAGAUUAAUACACAACUCCCCCUCAUUAGCGCUCACAUCACUCUUAAUGUCCUUGCUCCCCAUGCUUCGAUUGUAGAGGCACCCGAAUUGUACGUGAACAGCGGAAGUACGAUCGCGUUGACUUGCGUUAUUCACGAUUGCCCCCAACCACUUACCCACAUUUUCUGGUAUCAUCAAGAUAAGGUGGUCAACUAUGAGAGACAUGUAAAUAUUACGAUGGAACGCCCUGGCUCAAGAUUAGGCGACGAUCUACAAUCAAUGUUUAAUUCCUGGGCUAUACUUGGUGGUUCUGCUUCGCGAUCUGAGUCCCCAUGGAUACAGGUUUCGAAGUUGCUCAUCCCGGUGGCGUCUGCGGAACACUCCGGUAAAUACACGUGUGCUCCAGUUGAUUCAACGCCGGCCGUUGUGCACGUUCACGUCUUACACGCCGAGGAGCAUCUGGCGCGCAAGUCCCCUUCAUCUUCCUCGACAUCAUCAGCGUCAUCAGGAAAUUCGGUGGUUACAGGCGUAAGCCGGCCAGAAUCGUGGGCGCUCUCAUAUUUGCACACAAGUUUGCCACUGCUUGCGCUCGAACUGUUCUUCUUGCUGGUCGUCGCCCGGGCCACGUGACAUCACCUUAACCCGAGGCUAUUCUGUCGUUCGGCGUGCCAGCCGUCGAGCGGAUCGGAAUCAUCCUCGAUGGUGGCCGAUAGGCAUGGUCAAGCCAGAACUUGCCAACAGCCAUUGAAGACAAGCAGUAUAGAAACGACCAAAUCAACAAAAUCUGCGAUGCCAGCUGUCUCACCGAUGUCCACGUCGGAGUCUGAUUUUGAUUUGGUUGAGGCAAACAGCUUGUUCACAAGCUCAGGACCACACGCAAGAAGCCCACGAGGCAAUAACGCCUCUCAGAUUGGUGAUGUUGUUCAGAAAGCAAGAAUAUUCCAGGUUCAGUCAGAGGGGCGCACGGGCGGUUGUACACUUCAAUUGCAGAUCACAGGUUGUAGCUUGGCGUUGGAUGGGGAACGUGCCCUAUUGAGUGGUAACGGUCAGCACGCCAAUGUCAACUUCGUGUAACACGCUCAAAAUCCCACGCAAAAUGGUCCCAUCUUUCGUCAGAAAAAGUCAGUGGUAGUUCGUCAUUUUAGGCGAGGCACGUGGUGAUCGUUGGUGUGGAGAUGGCUUCUUUCUGCAUGACGCAAAGGGCUGAAACGAAUAUAAAAUGUAAUUGAAUAUGAAUGUAAAUGUAUAUCAAAAAUACCUCUAUAUCUAUAAUAUAAAUAAAUAGAAAGCAUAAGAAAAGUUUGUAUGUGUACAAAAGUAUAGACGAAUAGAAGAAUAUAAUUAAUCCGAUCAGCGGAGACAGCCCAUGGAGGCCGUGAUAACGUAUGAAAUAUUUGAGGAAUCCUAUAACGAGGAAAACAUUGCUAACAAGCGAAAAGGGCAACCCAGUUUCUAGAAGCUAAAAUGUGUUUAUACUACAUAAAGAAAUCAAUAGUGAAACAGAACAAUGUUAGAGAUCUCGAAGACGCCAACGCUUCUCUUUAAGAAACACCGGGUUGGUUUUAAAUGGUGUCAAAAUAGAGAGCGCAAAAGUUCAAUCAUAAUUCUAGAACUCAGUAAUGAUGUUCAUGAAAUUUCAGGUAAAACACAGGUUUAUGAAUCUCAUUAAUUAGUGGCUUUUACAAAUAAGUUUGUAACACGUGGAAAUAAAAACGUAAGUUUACACCAACCAGUAACAAAUAGGUUAUAACUUUCUCAAAAAUUCGAAUGAUUUUGGGAAGACCUAAUCGCCUCUUUAAUUUUCUUCGUCUGUGUAGAAAAAUCGGGAUGACAAAAGAAUGAAUUCCAAUUGACGUUUUGUACUAAUUAAAACUGUUUUAAUUAUUACAACAAGGAAGGCAUCAUUUGAAAACCCCGCGGGGGGGAGGAGGGGCAGCAAAUCACGAAAUUAUUAGUCUAUCCUGACAGCUGUGAUAUCACUUAAUAGAAUAACAUAGUGUACAUAAGUGCAUAUUAGUUGUGAAAAUGGUGACUAUAAAAAAAAUUAAUAGACAUGAAAAUAAAUCUAGCCAUUUACGUAAAAAUCUCGGCAUGUUAUUAGUGUGAAAUCAAUAUACCCUAUGCAGUAAUGACACGUUAACCAAUGCACCACAAAAAAGCAGAAAAGAUCGGUCAGACAACAUCAUA
Messenger RNA from Varroa destructor (honeybee mite), 4166 nucleotides. RefSeq lists its product as uncharacterized. Gene Ontology annotation, cellular component: neuron projection membrane. The record is from RefSeq and is a predicted model, not a curated record. Gene Ontology annotation, biological process: synapse organization. Lineage: Eukaryota; Metazoa; Arthropoda; Arachnida; Mesostigmata; Varroidae.